Messenger RNA from Neoarthrinium moseri, 915 nucleotides. RefSeq lists its product as uncharacterized. The coding region runs from base 1 to 915 and encodes 304 amino acids. The record is from RefSeq and is a predicted model, not a curated record. Lineage: Eukaryota; Fungi; Ascomycota; Sordariomycetes; Amphisphaeriales; Apiosporaceae. The transcript has 2 exons.
AUGGAGAUCGACGCGCAAGCACAAUCUCCGUUCUUCAGACUGGCCGCCGAGGUCCGAGAGAUGGUACUCACCCACUACUUCACUCUCGAUCAGCUCGAGGAACGCGUCAUCCAGAGCGACUGGUGCGCUGGUAUGCACAAGUCCGGCCCGCUUCACUCUCCCAGCAAUGCCAAAGCCACAGCACUCCUCCAAGUAUGCCGUCGGCUCCGCAUGGAAGCUUCGCCGUUGGUAUUGGGCACGGUCAUCAUGCGUUUUGGGAAUGAUACCCACGCCCUCUCAACCAAGUUCAGCUCUGCAUCCGGUCAUUACAAUGGUAGUCGCGGGAUCCAUACAUCUGGAGUCUCACUUCUUGCAACCAUGCCCAGCGCAAUGAACCUUCAGGCCCCCCACAUGAAGACAUUCUACAUCGAGUAUGACCUCCGAUUCAACCACUCGUAUGACUUCUAUGAGCUCGUGAGCUCCAUCUUUCACCCAUAUGGGAUGCCUCUUAUGCAGGGCCUCGAGAAGUUGGAACUGCAUAUCGCGCCGCUGUGGUGGGGCUCACAGCUCGAUGGCGGGCAUGUGCGUGGCACUGUCUCGAAUUGGGAGCGCGGCAAAGUUAUAAACACAGUCAACUUCCCGCUUCCGGACUUCCUCAGGCUCUUGAAGCAGAUGCCGAAGCUCAAGACUUUGGUGAUCAACGCCGACGUCUUCCAGAAGCCUCUGAUUCAGUCGCUUUCAACAACCCUCGAGGGUAGUGGAAUAACAGUUAUCGAGUACGGACGUAAGGCUGUGAUGAUGGGUGGUCGGCUGCUUGUGAAGCAGGGACCGCAGGCGAUGAACGCUUUGGGUGUCGGCCAGUUCGAUCAAUGGACUGAGACUGCUCCAACCACCCUCGCAGCCUGCCUUUCGGACAUGUGGUCAUUGUUGCCCUGA